Messenger RNA from Tachysurus fulvidraco (yellow catfish), 2511 nucleotides. RefSeq names its product leucine rich repeat containing 47 (gene lrrc47). Lineage: Eukaryota; Metazoa; Chordata; Actinopteri; Siluriformes; Bagridae. The transcript has 7 exons. Gene Ontology annotation, biological process: phenylalanyl-tRNA aminoacylation. Gene Ontology annotation, molecular function: phenylalanine-tRNA ligase activity; RNA binding; protein binding. Bases 35 to 1753 code for a protein of 572 amino acids. The record is from RefSeq and is a predicted model, not a curated record.
UUACUCUUUCCGGUUUUGCGUUUGUUUUGGCAGUAUGGCGGAAGAGAACUCGGCCGUGUGGCAAGAAAUUGAAAAAGCUGAAAAAGAAAGCAGACGAGAGUUGGUUCUUCAAGGCGUUGCAGUGGAUGAGAAAAUAAAAACAAGCUCUGGAAUUCAUCCAAGACUUUAUUCACUGAACCUCCUCAACUACCUAGAAAUCAGUCAGUGUCCGAGUCUGUAUGAGAUCCAUGAAAACAUUAAGAACCUGUCUCACCUGCAGAGCCUCAUCCUCUGCAGGAACAAGAUCUCAUCAGUACCUAAAAGUAUCGGAGAGCUAAAAUCGCUGAAAGUCUUGGACUUGUCAGUAAACGAGCUGCAGGUUUUACCUGAGGAGAUCUGUUCACUAAGUGAGCUCACCACGCUGAAUGUGAGCUGUAACAACAUCGCUGCUCUUCCGGACGGGUUAAGCCGGUGCACCAAGCUGUCUAGCGUCAACGUGGGGAAAAACGCGCUGGUUUGUCUUCCUGAAGGCCUUUACUCCUCCAAACUGGAGUUGCUCAAUACUGUCAUAGCGUCAGAAAACAACAUCGAGCAAUUAAGCAAUGACAUCAACAACCUAUCGUCGCUUAAGGUGUUGGACCUUUCCAACAACAAGCUUACUGAAAUCCCCUUCGAGCUGGCUGACUGCCCCAAGCUGAAGGACAUCAACUUCAAGGGAAACAAGCUGAAGGACAAGCGGCUGGAGAAGAUGGUGAAUGGCUGCCAGACGAAGUCGGUGCUGGAAUACCUGAGAGUGGGGGGACGAGGGAAAGGAAAGGGCAAGCAGCUUGAUGCAGAUGGUGCUGAGCAGAGUGACCGGAAUCGUAACGUCUCCAAAAAGAAGAAUGCUGCUAAACAGAGGGAUAAAAAGGGGGAAGUGGAUGCAGUGGAUGAGUUGCAGAAAAUGGUUGUUAAAAUCCUUCAUGUAUCUGAUUCCUCCUCUGCCAUAAUGGUUAAAGUCUCCCCUCAGGUGAAGGAUGUGCGUCCAUACAUCGUUUGCUGCAUAGUCAGAGGCAUGAAUCUGAAAGCAGGGAAUGCGCUGAAGAGGUUCUUGGUAGCUCAGACCAAACUUCAUGAUGACAUUUGUGGCAAGAGGACAACAGCUACUAUUGCAACUCAUGACCUGAGCUCACUGAAAGGCCCUCUACAGUAUGAUGCCAGACCUCCUGAUGUUCUGAGGAUAGUUCCUUUGGGUCGUAAGGAGAUGAAGGCUGGUGACCUGCUGAAGAUGCUCCAGCAAGAAGCAGAUGAACAGAGGAAACAGAGAAAACGUCAAAAUGUGUCAGGUCUUCACAAGUACCUCCAACUGUUGGAUGGAAAAGAUCAUUACCCUUGCCUGGUUGAUGCUGAUGGUCAUGUGAUCUCAUUUCCUCCAAUCACAAACAGUGACAGGACAAAGAUUAAAAAGUCAACCAGUGAGCUUUUCCUAGAGGUCACAAGCUCUACAAGUUUACAAACCUGUAAGGAUGUCAUGGACCUGCUCAUUAUAAAAAUGGCAGAGCUGAAUAAGUUUACCUUUGACAAUAGAGAGGAGCCCUGUUCAGAUGACGAGACAGGCUCCGCCUCUAACCCAGCGACAGACUGCUCGACCUCAGCUGAAUUGACUGUGGUGCAGGUGAAGGUGGUGGAUGAGGAGGGCAAUCUGAAGGUCUUGUAUCCAUCCAAAACUGACCUGACCUCUGAUGUCAGCCAUUUGUACAUUAUCCGGCAACCAGCUUCAACAGAGAAGCCAUGAAAGCUGUGUUAAACUAUUAGCUGUAUAAAAAAAGACCAGCAUCCAUAGAUAUACUGUAAAUUGUCAGUUACUUUCGUACUUAGUUGUUAAGCAGUAGUUAUUGUCUGGUGUAUCUGCAUGGUUUCUGAGUGGGGGAAAAUUCCACUCACCGGUAUUAAAAACAAAGCUCCAUUUUAUGAUUUGUUGCUUAGUAACAAAAUUCCAAUGGCACAUAUUCUGCAAAAAGGAAAAAAUUGUAUAUUUUCACCAUGAGAGCAGCACAGUACUGCUGGCUCAUAGCUUCAGUUUCCCGUAUUUGAUCCGGUGCUCAGAUUACUGCCUGUAUGUAGAGUGACUGAGCAGGUUCUCUCGUAUUCACCCACUUCCUAAGAAUCAUGCUUGGCUAAGAGAAACAAAAUGUGUGGGCAUUGUGCUCUGUAAGCUGAUGUCACUUGCUCCUGGGACAGGAUCCAGGCUCCUUGCAACAUAAAGCAUUUACUGCAAGUGUGUGAGUUUUGUGUAAGUCUCCCUGUCUCCAGAUAUGAUUUAAAGAAGGACAUGAGACUUGGUUAAACAGUUGCACUAAAACUUUACCUUUUAUAAGGUAUUGUAGUUUUCUGUUUACAAAAUUUGUUUUUUUACUAAUUUGUACUUAAUUUCUUUUUUAAAUGGUUUAUCCAAUGCAUUUCACCCUUUUCAUUACAAAUAGAAUCAAGUAACAGCUACAAGUAUGAAAAAAUAUUAAGUACCUAUCACUUAAUAAAUUGACUUAAAAUCCA